Naegleria lovaniensis is the source of this 3369-nucleotide messenger RNA. RefSeq lists its product as uncharacterized. Gene Ontology annotation, cellular component: plasma membrane. Gene Ontology annotation, molecular function: calcium-activated cation channel activity. Lineage: Eukaryota; Heterolobosea; Eutetramitea; Acrasida; Naegleriidae. The record is from RefSeq and is a predicted model, not a curated record. The transcript has 4 exons. The coding region runs from base 1 to 3369 and encodes 1122 amino acids.
AUGAUCAGCAGCCAGGCACAAUGUUACUAUUCGGAAUGUGUCCAUUGUAUUCAAGGCAAGAGAGUAUGGUGUGGCCUCUCUCAAACAUGUGUUGAAACAGAAACAGAAUGUCACUCUCCGUUCGGAUCAGACCUUAGCAACUCGAUGGAUUUUGCAUUUUCAAACGUGACAUGGAUGAUCCAAACAAGUAAUUUAUAUAACAUCACUGAGAGUGGAACAAGCGACAUGAUCAAGAGAUUAUUCACCAAUAAGAACAAUAGAGCGUAUAAUAUUUCCAAUAUUCGACCUUUGUAUCAACUACCAUCUCAUUGCUACACUGGAAUCAUCACACAGACUUCUCAAUGCUCCAAAUUUAAACUGGAAAUGGAUAGAGAUUAUUCUCCAAAUGUCAGAAAUUACAUCUACCCCAUGUGGUAUCAACCACGUCUUAAAUUCAACAAUGAAAGUAAUUUAUUCUAUUCCAUUGAAAAGUUAGCAGAUACAAUUCAAGUGGGAUUCUUUUUUGCUCCUAUAUUUCCCAUCCCUUCUCGAAACGAUUCUUUUCUAAAAAGUUCGUUCAAUGGAGAAUAUCUCAAUCAUUUAUGGACUUUGCUAUCAAACUAUAACACAACCCAAAAACUUUCACAACUUUCAUAUUUAUCAGGAUAUCAACACUCGUAUGGGUCUUAUUUAUUUUCAUAUUUACAUCACGUGUUCAAUGUCAAGAACUUUAGAACGUAUUUCAACUCGAACCACUCAGACAACAUUCUUCAAUUUUAUGAUCUUUCAAUCGCAGGAAAACCAGAUCGGUAUUAUCGAUUAGGAUUUGCGUUUGCUUCUCCAAAACAUGAUUUAAAUGAAGAGUCUUUUGUUUAUGCCGAAAGCAAUGGAAAACUUAAUUCUGAGGUACUUGGAUCUCAAUUUCAAUGUACAUUUGUACUGGCUAAUCAAAUUAUAUAUCCUGAACCAACAUGGAAGUUUUCAGUCACUGGACCUCACAUGUACUUGUCGUUGGGGCUUUUAGUCAUCAUCACUCUGUGGGUGAUGUUAAUCAUUUGUGGAAACUCGAGACUUGUGGAGGUUGAUGGAAAAGAGAAUAAGCCACGAAUAUUUGAUAGGACUCCUACCACUCCAAAAUCGAAUUCAUUGAUCCACAAGCGAUUAGCUUUUGCGUAUGAUAUACUUAAAAACUAUUUUUUGACAAAUGAUAAUGACUUGUCAAAGGAAGUUGGAUCUGAACCUUAUUAUUAUUUUUGGUUUUAUAGAUAUAUAUUCAUCUUUCUUGGAAUUUGUGGAUUUUUAAACAUUGUAACAUUAAUUCCAAUAUUUGCAACAACGAAAACAGAUUUAUCAUUUAUUGAUUUUUCACAGUUCACGGCAGCAUCUUUAACCAUAGACAGAAGUAAUCAUCAUGUGUUUUUCCUUUUUAUUAUUGCUAUUAAUUUUUUGGUUGGAUUGCUUUCAUUACUAUUAGUGACCGCCUUGAAAUAUGAAUCGAGGAUGUACAUGAUUGAUGAGAAAAUUAAUAGUGAAAAAUUAACAGCUACUACCAUUAGACACUUUGGUAGCCUUUAUACAAUCUUGGUGAAGAAUAUACCCAAAGAAAUAUUGUCUAAUGAGGCCUUUGGAGACAUGUUCAAUGAAGUGAUAUUGAAUGGAAAGAUGCUCUCUUCUUUGUCUCCAUCCAAAGAGGCCAUUUUGGAAGAAAAAACGAAAUUGGAAGAACAACUCGCUUUUAUUAAGCAACAAUUCUAUUUGAACGAAGAAAAAACACAAGAAAAUCGAUCAGCAGAAAACCAAUCCGAUUGGCAAAUCAGAGGUACUGGCUAUGGAUUCGUUACAUUUUUCUCGCUCGAUCAUGCUCAAUCUGUACUCAAUGAAUUCAAGGCAAAGCAAUCCUUUUGGGCUCGAUUCUUGACGUUUCUUGUUCCUUUUUAUUCUCCAUCUGGAUUGCAACUAAGACGAGCUCCUAACCCUGAUGAUGUCAUUUUUUCGAAUUUUGUGAUUGGAACCAGAGGACGUGCCCUUAGAAUGCUCACAUCCAGUGUGGGACUUCUUUUUGCAAUCAUUGCAGUGUUCACAAUUUUAGGAAUAGGAAGUGUCAUUCAAUGGCUGAAACAUGAAUUUGUGGCUACCAUUGAUGUCGCUAGUAGUGUGAAAGAUACAUCCGUGUCAGAUCUCUUUCGAUUUUUAGUGGACUUGUUAAUGGAGAUUCCAGGUUUAUUUGUAGAAUUAUUGAAAAUGAUGGUUGUUGCUCUUUCCACCUUUGUCAGAUACUAUUCCAAAACUCAUCAAAGUAUUUUUAUUGUUGGGAAGGUCAUGUUCUUUAUUAUUGCCUCAUUGAUAGUAUUUCCUGUUUUUACAAAAUAUGUAUUUACGAAUAUUAUCAUUAUAUUUAGUGAUUACACAUCCCUUUACCCUCAAUUUGACAAUCUAUCCAUGUAUGGUAAUUUAUUUGGAACUGAUACCAUUUCCUUGCUCUUAAUUCUUUCUUUCAUCACCAAAAGUAUGGAGUAUGGAAUUCUUUUCAUUGGCUCACUUGCAACUCUAGUAUUUACGGGUAAAAUAGUACGACCACCGUUUGAUUAUGAAUCUAGUUAUGGUUUCAAAUCUGCCAUUCUCAUUAUUAUUGUUCUAUAUGGUGGAAUGAAUCCAAUGAUUUACAUGGUUGGACUCUUCUUCUUUCUGCUUUCAUACUUUUUGGAGAGAUUCUUCAUCAUGUUUUUAUAUCAACGAGGACGACAAUCCAAUGGAGAUUUAUUAUCACACGUCGCUAGUAAUCUUGCCAAUUACUUUUCCUUAUUACCAUUGACAUUUGUAGUUUUCUUUCCAUUUGUGAUCAAAUACUACUCGGAUUAUUCUUCUGAAAACUUAUCAUUACCACCCUAUUUAUUAUUAUCUCUUGUUGUGUGCUCGUCUGUGAUUUUACUGAUCAUUUCAAGAUUCAUGAUGAAAUAUUUUCAGUUCAAAGCCUCAACUGUCUAUUUAAAGAAAUUUGAGGAAACAAGAGAGACUGGAGUGUUCGAACAACAGGCAGAAAAAGUACUGAGUGUUGAACUCAACUCUUUGGAAUAUCAAAUUUCGAAACACUCAGUUACCUUCGACAAGAUGAAGAGUUUUUUCAACAACAACAAGAUCAAAAAGAAUCAAAUUGAACCAAUGCAGAACUCUAAAGCUAAAGAAGUAAUUUCUGAAAUUCUAAAUUAUGGAAAGAUUGAAACCUUGGAAAAUGAUGAUAUUGUCAACCAUGUACACAAAACCCACCUAUUGGAUUUAUAUCGACAUCCCUAUUUCAUAUGGGAGGCCAAACGUCUGAAAAAGAAAAUGGCCAAUGCAGCUCGAGCAGUUUUUCUCAUCCAAAACAACCACUCAGCGAACGCCAAGCAAUAA